UUGGGGAAUGGCUGGAAUCACAACCUUGUAAGAUAGAAUAGAAUAAACCUUUAAUUGUCCCACAAGGGAAAAUUUGGUGAUCAUGAAAGAUGUACCGUUAGGCCCCCUCCUCGAUUCAGAGAUGGUCUUUCCAUUUUUGCGUAAAUGGCCUCCUUGACUCUGCUCAAACUAGCGUUCCUCCUGGUCCAGGAUGUCUCAUCAUUGAAAGAGUUCCCACUGGCCUGUAGGUGUAAAUUGACUGGAGAGUCCUGGCCCUACUAAAGAAUGUUAUCUUGUUUCAGGAUGCAUAAUACCUGCCAUUAUCCAACCCAUUCACAGUGUUGAGGAAAGCCUAAGCUGAGAAGGCAUCUAAAGUAAGCCCCAGGCGGUAGAGAAGGACAGCUGCUGGUUAAACAAAAACUCUUAGUGAUCCCUCAUGUCAGCAGUAUUGAAACAGUUCAGACAUGUUUUUUUCUGAAUGUAGUCUAAGUGUCAGGAGGAAUGCCGUGAUUUAUACAUUGAGGAAACCAAACAACCUCUGGCAAUGCAGAUGGCACAACACAGAAGAGCUACCUAUGUUCACAUCCACAGGUCAGUGUGGCCUGUAGGUGUAAUUCUUAAUUCCACUCUGCCUAGAUGAUACCCAUAAAUCAGGUGAUGUUAUGCCAUCAUUUCUUAGUACACAACAAACACUUCACAUUAGAAUGAAAAAAAAAAUCCCAAGUGUGCGGAAGUAGAGGCAGUAGUAGCGCAUUUAAUUAUUUACAAGCAUAAUGUUUGUUUAUUGACAUACGUGGGCAAUCUUUCUAUUUUCAGCAGAUCAGAGCAAUCUGCUGCAGUAUCAGGGUCACAAUAAACUUUAUUGUCCAGUUGUGGAUGGUGCAGAGUACCAGCUUUUUAAACCCUGGUAGGGGUUCUCCCUAAAGAAGUGUAAUUGACCCACUUUUGAUCACAUGCCUUAUCACAUAAGGGAUAAAAUGCAUAUCUACACUUUUGUGUCCCAGCUGAGUAACAGGAGGAGAAGAGUCUGGUGGAGCAGCAGAGGAACAGUUUCAGCCAUUUGGACUCAGCUCAGCCACUACAGAGGAAACAAUGACUUCAACACAGGAGGACCAACAUGGAGCAAGAAGUCAGCGCUCUCAGGAGGCCGACAAACCUCACAGAAGAAAGGGAGAGAAAACAUACAGCUGUGAUGAAUGUGGAGAAGAUUUUACUGGAAAGUCUAACCUGAAAAUUCAACAACUCAUCCACACUGGGAUGAGACCAUUCAGGUGUGACUUGUGUGGAACGUCUUUUACCAAGACAGUAAACUUAAAAAGACACCAACUCAUCCAUAGUGGAGAUAAACCGCACAGCUGUGACUUGUGUGGAAAAUCUUUUACCCAACCUGGAAACUUAAAAAGACACCAGCUUGUCCACAGUGGAGUCAAACCGUACACCUGUGAUCAGUGUGGUAAAACUUUUAAUUGCAGUGGCAACUUACUAAAGCAUGAAGUUACCCACUCUGGAAUUAAGGCGUACAGCUGUGACAUUUGUGGGAAGACUUUUAGCCUUUUAGGGAACAGAAAUAGACACCAACGCAUUCACACUGCAAAUGGUGUUUACUUCUGUGAUCAGUGUGGGAAACUGUUUACAACAGAUGCACACUUACAAUUCCACAUGUUUACCCACGCUGAUGAGAGACUUUAUAAAUGUGACCUGUGUGAUAAGGCUUUUAAAUCUCCACGUUACCUGAGAAAACACCACCAAAUGCACUCCAGAAAGAAACUCUACAAGUGCAGUAAUUGUGAGAAGCAGACCGACACAGAUGGAUCCAGUUCUCAACCCUGUCAUCACUGUGAUGGUGGGAAAGACUUUUGUUGUGACCUUUGUGGAAAAACUUUCAGUCAUCAGUGGAACCUUACAAUACAUCAACGUAGACACACUGGAGACAAAAUGAGCUUCUGCAAAGAAUGUGGGAGAGGCUUCCCCACUCCAAGUGAAUUAAAGCGCCAUGAACUCAUUCACAGUGGGGUCAAAAAGAACGUCUGUGACCAGUGUGGGUCAUCAUUUUUCACUGCAGAUGAUCUUAAAAGACAUAAACGAGUCCACACAGGAGAGAAACCAUACAAGUGCAGACACUGUGAGAAAUGUUUCACACAAUCAAGUAGUCGUAACCUUCAUGAAGGUACACACGGAAGAGAACUUCAGCUGUGACAAGAGCUUCAGGAAUCUCGGUUCAUACUCCGAAUAUAAACGAUCCCACGCUGUAAAUAAACAGUUUCACUGUUACCAAUGUGCAAAAACAUUCACUUCAUUUUCUGCUCUGUGCAAACAUCAGCGUGAUCACGCAGGACUGAAAUCACUGUAUCACAAUCAAUCUGAAGAUCCUCUUCUGGUUUCAGGGUCAGACUUCAAAACCUUGAGAUCAGGCUCCACAGAGUUCAGCUGGAAUCUGCUGUAAAAAGUGUCAGCUGAUGACACACUUGGAUCUGAUGUGGUAGCUCUGAUAUCUGGACCUGAAGUGAAUAAACCUGAAUGUUAUAACUAGGAAGGCACAAGUAUAAAUAUUUACAUUAGUUUGUGUGUGUGCGUGUGUGUUUUAAAAGGAAUUUUAACACUUAGCCCCCUACAAAAAGUAGUGUUUAGUGUCAGUACUUCCAUGGAUGCUUUUGGUGUUUAAUAACCAGUAACCAUCAUGGCUUGAUAAAUAGACAAAUAGAUAUAUUCCCACUCUUAAUACACCCAAUCACUGCAGUCAUUAGAUAAACAUUUACAGGUGGCAUGUUUCUGCUUUCUACUAGAAAUCUGAGGUGUAUAAGGUAAACGGCAAUGGAGAUCAAAAUCCUUCGGCACUAUUAUUUGCCCUGCAGUGAACUGGAAGCUGUUCAGCAUGUACUAUUAGAAUGUCAGGUCUAUGUUCAAGAAAGGAACAAGGCAUUAAUAGCAAUUUUUAAGAAGCUGAAUGUGACUAGGCUCUUUGACAUUCAUUUAAACACGAAGCUUCAGAAGGAUUUCAUAAGAUGAUCUAUACCGCAGUUAGACUUCGGUCUAGCAAAGAGGUGAUAAAGAUGAUUGUGUUACUAACUCUAUUGUGUCUUUUUCUUUUACUGUCUGUUGAAUUCCCAGUGCCACCAAUCUAGGCAACACAGUGGUAUAGGAUAGUGAUGUGCAAAUGAAGCAAAGAACCAUUUCAUCAACUGGUUCAUUAAUUCAAUGCUUUGUUUCAGCGCAUCUAGUGGCGAAAUGGGAAACAGUGAAAAAAAAGUCUAAAUAUUCAUGUACUGAGCAUAACUGGGGGUUGUGCAAAAGAUACAAAUAUACUUGUGUAAAGAUGGAUUUACUGGUCAGUUGAUUCUGUAAAUGUACGUACUGUAGCUGAAGGAAGGAUGUGCUGGGAUGGUAUGGUGUGCUCAUGUAACUAGCGCAGGGUGUGAGAAGGGAUGAGGUGCCGAACAUUUAGUUUUUAUUAAAAAAUAAUAUUUUUUCCUCUUUUUAGAAUUGCUUCAUUUUUGCUGACAGUUUCUUCAUGGCACUGAUGAGGCUUGGUGUUGCUUUGCUACCACAAACAAAUGUAAGUAAUUGCUUGGACAUGUUCUCUCCCAUCAGUUCUGCUGUCAUGUUGGUGGUAUUGCCCAUUAUGGCCAUCUUAAUAAAGAUCUAUCUGUCUA
Messenger RNA from Haplochromis burtoni (Burton's mouthbrooder), 3629 nucleotides. RefSeq names its product zinc finger protein 239. The transcript is spliced from 3 exons. The record is from RefSeq and is a predicted model, not a curated record. Gene Ontology annotation, biological process: regulation of transcription by RNA polymerase II. The coding region runs from base 1072 to 2175 and encodes 367 amino acids. Lineage: Eukaryota; Metazoa; Chordata; Actinopteri; Cichliformes; Cichlidae. Gene Ontology annotation, molecular function: RNA polymerase II cis-regulatory region sequence-specific DNA binding; DNA-binding transcription factor activity.